Molecule: messenger RNA, 384 nt
Organism: Nerophis lumbriciformis (worm pipefish)
Lineage: Eukaryota; Metazoa; Chordata; Actinopteri; Syngnathiformes; Syngnathidae
Source: RefSeq, a predicted model, not a curated record
AUGUCGCAGCUGCUCGCCCCGCUGCUUUUUCUCCUUGUGUUGGUUCCACCUGUGGUUCCUCUCUUCUGCUACACAUGUGUGUUUCCUGCCAUCUCUCCACUGGACUGCAUCCGCUUUCCUCUCUUGUGUCCCGCCGGACAAGUUUGUCUGUUUAGCAAAGCUGUGGGCCAGAAGGGAGAAUCCUGUGUAGUCCUGUAUGAGAGAAGCUGCGUUGUGCCCCCCCUUUGCGGUGUGACGGCCCACCGGUCCAUCAUGGGACUCAACUUCACCUUCACCAACGAAUGUUGCAACACGCACCUCUGCAACGGAGCCACUGCUACUUCCGCAUCCACUUACAGCGCCACCUUGUGGUCCCCCCGUGUGGUCCGAGUGAAGCUUCGUUAG